Messenger RNA from Closterium sp. NIES-65, 2084 nucleotides. Lineage: Eukaryota; Viridiplantae; Streptophyta; Zygnematophyceae; Desmidiales; Closteriaceae. The record is from the annotation of a GenBank genome assembly.
AAUCUCUUAGGAAGAAGCCAUCUGUUGAGCCUUUUCAUCCCAGGUCAGAGGUCUGCGCCCUCAUCCGAGGUGCGCCCUCGUCUCUGCGCCUUCAUCCGAGGUGCGCCCUCGUCUCUGCGCCUUCAUCCCAGGUGCGCCCUCGUCUCUGCGCCUUCAUCCCAGGUGCACCCUCGUCUCUGCGCCUUCAUCCCAGGUGCGCCCUCGUCUCUGCGCCUUCAUCCCAGGUGCGCCCUCGUCUCUGCGCCUUCAUCCGAGGUGCGCCCUCGUCUCUGCGCCUUCAUCCGAGGUGCGCCCUCCUCUCUGCGCCUUCAUCCCAGGUGCGCCCUCAUCUCUGCGCCGUCAUCCCAGGUGCGCCCUCCUCGCUGCGCCUUCAUCCCAAGUGCGCCCUCGUCGCCGCGCCUUCAUCCGAGGUGCGCCCUCGUCUCUGCGCCUUCAUCCGAGGUGCGCCCUCGUCUCUGCGCCUUCAUCCCAGGUGCGCCCUCGUCUCUGCGCCUUCAUCCCAGGUGCGCCCUCGUCUCUGCGCCUUCAUCCCAGGUGCGCCCUCGUCUCUGCGCCUUCAUCCCAGGUGCGCCCUCGUCGCUGCGCCUUCAUCCCGGGUGCGCCCUCGUCGCUGCGCCUUCAUCCCAGGUGCGCCCUCGUCUCUGCGCCUUCAUCCCGGGUGCGCCCUCGUCGCUGCGCCUUCAUCCCAGGUGCGCCCUCAUCUCUGCGCCUUCAUCCCAGGUGCGCCCUCGUCGCUGCGCCUUCAUCCCGGGUGCGCCCUCAUCGCUGCGCCUUCAUCCCAGGUGCGCCCUCGUCUCUGCGCCUUCAUCCGAGGUGCGCCCUCGUGUCUGCGCCUUCAUCCGAGGUGCGCCCUCGUCUCUGCGCCUUCAUCCGAUGUGCGCCCUCGUCUUUGCGCCUUCAUCCGAGGUGCGCCCUCGUCUCUGCGCCUUCAUCCGAGGGUGCUCUCGUCUCUGCGCCUUCAUCCGAUGUGCGCCCUCGUCUCUGCGCCUUCAUCCGAAGUGCACCCUCGUCUUUGCGCCUUCAUCCGAUGUGCGCCCUCGUCUCUGCGCCUUCAUCCCAGGUGCGCCCUCAUCUCUGCGCCGUCAUCCCAGGUGCGCCCUCCUCGCUGCGCCUUCAUCCCAGGUGCGCCCUCGUCGCUGUGCCUUCAUCCCGGGUGCGCCCUCAUCGCUGCGCCUCCAUCCCAGGUGCGCCCUCGUCUCUACGCCUUCAUCCGAGGUGCGCCCUCGUCUCUGCGCCUUCAUCCGAGGGUGCCCUCGUCUCUGCGCCUUCAUCCGAUGUGCGCCCUCGUCUCUGCGCCUUCAUCCGAUGUGCGCCCUCGUCUUUGCGCCUUCAUCCGAGGUGCGCCCUCGUCUCUGCGCCUUCAUCCGAGGUGCGCCCUCCUCUCUGCGCCUUCUUCCCAGGUGCGCCCUCGUCUCUGCGCCGUCAUCCCAGGUGCGCCCUCCUCGCUGCGCCUUCAUCCCAGGUGCGCCCUCGUCUCUGCGCCUUCAUCCCAGCUGCGCCCUCGUCUCUGCGCCUUCAUCCCAGGUGCGCCCUCGUCGCUGCGCCUUCAUCCCGGGUGCGCCCUCGUCGCUGCGCCUUCAUCCCAGGUGCGCCCUCGUCUCUGUGCCUUCAUCCGAGGUGCUCCCUCGUCUCUGCGCCUUCAUCCCAGGUGUGCCCUCGUCUCUGCGCCUUCAUCUCAGGUGCGCCCUCGUCUCUGCGCCUUCAUCCCAGCUGCGCCCUCGUCUCUGCGCCUUCAUCCGAGGUGCGCCCUCGUCUCUGCGCCUUCAUCCCAGGUGCGCCCUCGUCGCUGCGCCUUCAUCCCGGGUGCGCCCUCGUCGCUGCGCCUUCAUUCAGGUGCGCCCUCGUCUCUGCGCCUUCAUCCCAGGUGCGCCCUCGUCUCUGCGCCUUCAUCAGAGGUGCGCCCUCGUCUCUGCGCCUUCAUCCGAGGUGCGCCCUCGUCUCUGCGCCUUCAUCCGAGGUGCGCCCUCGUCUCUGCGCCUUCAUCCGAGGUGUGCCCUCGUCUCUGCGCCUUCAUCCGAGGUGCGCCCUCGUCUCUGCGACGAAGCCACCUCACUGCCACACUCGCGCCUGUGGUGGCGAAUUGA